AUGGCGGAUUCGGCAGUCGCCAACGGCGACGCUCCGGCCAUGUCCGAGUACAACCUGAUCCCGAAGCUCGUGGGCCGCCUGGACCGGCACAUGAUCUUCCCGCUGCUCGAGUUCGUCAACAGCCUGCUCGAGGACGAGGAGGGCAACAUCAAGGACGCGACCAAGGCGCGCGAGGUCACCAAGGCCAAGUUCGAGCUGCUGAGGAAGACCAACAUGACCGACUAUGUCGCCAACCUGUACUGCGAGCUCGAGGAUCUUGACGAGCCGCCCGCCGAGUUCGCUGAGAAGAGGCAGGGUGUGCUGGCAAGGCUGGGCCAGCUGGAGGAGGAGACGAGCAAGAUCCGGGGCCUACUUGAGAGGGACGAUGUCGUCUCCAACCUUAGGAGUGACAAGGUGGCUAAUCUGGAGUUCUUGAAGCGGGAUCACGAGGUCACCCCCGAGAUGGUGGACGCUCUUUACGACUUUGGAAACUUCCAAUAUAGCUGCGGCAGCUACGCCUCUGCCGCUGAUCUCCUGUAUCAGUUCCGCGUCCUGUCCACGGAUAACGACAAGGUCUCCGCCGCCACGUGGGGAAAGCUUGCGUCCGAGAUCCUGACUGCGAAUUGGGAGUCCGCCAUGGAGGAGCUGCAAAAAGUCAAGGAGUUGAUCGACACCAAGCUCUUCAGCAACCCGCUCGCCCAGCUCCAGCACCGCACCUGGCUCAUCCACUGGGCUCUGUUCCCGCUCUUCAACUACGAGGGCGGCCGCGAUACCCUGCUCGAUCUCUUCUUCUCUGCGGGAUACAUCAACACCAUCCAGACUUCGUGCCCCUGGAUUCUCCGCUACCUGACCGCGGCCGUUAUCACGAGCCGUGGCCGCGCACGCACCUUUAACACGUACCAGAAGCAGCUCAAGGACAUUGUACGCAUCGUUAAGCAGGAGGCAUACGAGUACACGGACCCGGUGACCGAGUUCGUGCGGACCCUGUACGUGGACUUCGACUUUGAGGAAGCGCAACGGCAGCUGGUGCGGGCCGAGGAGGUCCUGCAGUCCGACUUCUUCCUCGUCGCGUCUGGCGACGCCUUCGUGGACUCAGCGCGGCACCUUAUCUCGGAGUCGUACUGCAAGAUCCACGCGCGCAUCGACAUCAAGGACCUGAGCGCGCGGCUCGGGCUCAACCAGGACGAGGGCGAGAAGUGGAUCGUCAACCUGAUCCGGGACACGAGGGUCGACGCCAAGAUCGACUACAAGGAGGGCACCGUCGUCAUGAACCACCCUCCCAGCUCCGUGUACCAGCAGGUCAUCGAGAGGACCAAGGGUGGCUUCUUCCGGACCCAGGUGCUCAGUGCUGCGGUUGCCAGGUAG
Phialemonium atrogriseum is the source of this 1344-nucleotide messenger RNA. Its product is annotated as eukaryotic translation initiation factor 3 subunit. The transcript has 2 exons. Bases 1 to 1344 code for a protein of 447 amino acids. The record is from RefSeq and is a predicted model, not a curated record. Lineage: Eukaryota; Fungi; Ascomycota; Sordariomycetes; Cephalothecales; Cephalothecaceae. Gene Ontology annotation, cellular component: eukaryotic translation initiation factor 3 complex; cytoplasm; nucleus. Gene Ontology annotation, biological process: translational initiation. Gene Ontology annotation, molecular function: translation initiation factor activity.